AUGUCUGAAGGCCACGCUCUCCCCAGAGCCUCGACGCCUUCGUCCCUGCACAAGAUCAAGGCAUUGACGUUCGACGUCUUCGGCACGACGGUGAACUGGCGAGCCUCGAUCGAGUCCGCGCUGACGUCCGCGCUCGACGCCAAGAUGAACUCGGCAGGCUUCGCCACGCUGCCCGCGGAGCUCCAGGCUCGCGCUAGGAACCUCCAGACCGGUGGCGUAAGGGACAGCAUUGACAUCAUCGCGGCGUCGGCGUGGCCCUCGAGCUUUCCGACGCCGGACCUGCUACCGGACUGGCCGUGCGCCUUCGCCGCGGCCUGGAGGCGAAGCUACGGUCGCUUCACGCGGGGCUUCGAGCCCGGCAUCACGCCCUGGAAGGACAUUGACACGCACCACCGCGAGAGCCUCGAGCGUCUGCUCGAGGAGCGAGGACUAGCCGGCCUGUUCACGGACGAUGAGGUGCUGGAGUUGAGUCGGGCGUGGCAUAGGCUGGAGCCCUGGCCCGAUACCCGUCAAGGUCUCGCGCGGCUGGCGAGCCGGGGUCUGGUCACGGCCGCCUUGUCUAACGGCAACCAGUCUCUGCUGCAGGACCUCAACACCUACCACGAUGGCCUGGGGUUCGAUCGUCUCUUCUCGGCUGAGGACUUUGGUGCAUACAAGCCAAACCCAAGGACGUACUUGGGAGCUGUUGAGGGCUUGGGCCUGCGCCCGGAUGAGGUUGCCAUGGUUGCUGCCCACUUAGGCGACCUCAAGGGCGCAAAAGCCUGCGGCUUGCGUACCGUAUACCUUGAGCGCGUCCGAAGAGCGCUACGAGGAUGCCCGGCGAUGGGUUGA
Pyricularia oryzae 70-15 is the source of this 831-nucleotide messenger RNA. Its product is annotated as haloacid dehalogenase. The coding region runs from base 1 to 831 and encodes 276 amino acids. Gene Ontology annotation, molecular function: hydrolase activity, acting on halide bonds, in C-halide compounds. The record is from RefSeq and is a predicted model, not a curated record. NCBI's taxonomy places the organism in Eukaryota, Fungi, Ascomycota, Sordariomycetes, Magnaporthales, Pyriculariaceae. The transcript has 2 exons.